AGUUUGUAUCAAUUAUUGGGAUUCCAUUACGUAUUGAUCAAAACAACUGCUUACAAGCUUUGUACAUGAAGAGCAUGAAACUGUUACUUUUGCAAUUAUUAUUCUUUGGAGUUUACAGCAAACCCGCUACAAAAGUAAUUCUAGAUGCAUCUGAUAAAACCUGUCCUCCCUGCAAUGAAGAAUGCCCAACUUUAGACAAAUGUGAAUUUGGAACAAUAAAAGAAAAAUGUGGUUGCUGUAAGGUUUGCAUUCGAAAUGAAGGAGAUAUUUGUGGUGGAAUUAAUGAAAUUUAUGGAAUUUGCAAAGAAGGCUUAGUUUGUAAAGUUCGACAUCCGUUUUCUCUUAAAAAUUUAAAUCUAGAGAUGUCAGAUAAAAUAGGGCGCUGUGAGACAGAGCUUUGCAGCAGUACAACAUGCGGAAGGCAUCAGUGGUGUAAGGUUGAUAAUGAGUUACCAACAUGUUAUUGCAGAAAUGACUGUGAAUCGGAUGAAGAAAAGUUGUGUGAUAAUGAUGGUAAUAAGUAUAAAAACAUAUGUGAACUGCGCAGUAAAGAAUGUAAACUCCAACAAAAAAUUCCGCACUUUUCAUGCAAAGAUUGCCAACGUACUGCAGAAAGUAAAUUAGAAACAAUUGAGUCUGGUGUUGUUCUAAACACAUCCAGGAUGUGUGAAAAAGAAGAAUGUGUAAAUGGGGUAUUUAAAGUAUCAUUAGACAGUACUUGUUUAAAGGCAGAAGGUUUUACUUGUUCGGAAGGUUCAAACAUUCAUCAGGAUAUCACCUGCCCAGUAGGAUAUUACUGUAAUAUAACAAAAUUAGAGCUUAACCCUGAGUAUGGAUAUCCAAAUCUUGGACAAUGUUCUGCAAUUGAUAGCUCUGAAGUUUGUAAACUUGCACCAGAUACUGGUGCUUGCUACGCUUAUUUUCCAAGAUGGCAUUUUGACAUUUCUACUGGUACUUGCAAAGAGUUUAUUUAUGGUGGUUGCCAGGGUAACAAAAAUAAUUUCAAGUCAAAAGAUGAAUGUCUUAGAUUGUGUGGAGAUAGAGAUAAGCCUUUAGCAGCAAUGCCAAUGAAUGCAUUUCCUUUUGUGGGUAUGCCAAUGUUUCCUUUUGCUGGCAAAGUCCAGGAAAGACCAAUGAGUGAUAAAUCAAUGACCAUAAGUGGAUUAGUUAUUUUACCACAAACCAUCCAAAUUCCUCCAAAAUCGUGUUUAGUUGUUCAUUUCCAAGAUGUCACUUUAGCAGAUGUUGCAUCCCGGAUUAUAGCUACUCAAAUUGUACAUUUUUCUGAGGUCACCACUAAAGAUGUAAUUGAUUAUAAGAUUAAUAGUAAGAUGCCCUUACCAGAAGAUAUCGGUAGAAUAUACUCUGUUAGAGCAUUUCUAAACAUUGGUUGGUGCAGCAGAACAGUAGAUGAUGGUAGAUCUAUUCAAAAGAAAGAUUAUCUUUCAGAUGAGAGAACCACAGUUAUGUUAAGUAAUGACAAAGAUGAAUAUAUAAAAGAUAUUACUAUAAAAUGUUAUGACUGUGAUAAAACAGAUUUGCUUACUGAUAUACAAAUGGGAUUUCCAAUGGAAGAACCUGAAUUUGAACUAGAAAAGAAAGAAGAAUCUGAUUUUAGUGGUGAUGAUGAUACGGAUUCCAAAUUUUCUUAUGAUGGACCUCAAAUGAGCAGCACUGUGAUAGAAAUAAGAGGUUCAGUUAAAUUCUCUAAUAUCAUUGAAAGCGUAUUAAAAAAAGAUUCUUGCCUUUGGAUCUCUUUGAGUGAUGUCACAUUACAAGACGCAAAAUCUAUAACUCUUUCUUCAACAUUUAUGGACAUGUCGUUCUACAAAGUAGGUAAAAGUAUUCAAUAUGUUCUUCAGUCUAUGAAACCGAUGAAUGAAGAAUUGAGUCGUACUUAUGUGGUUCAAGCUGUCUUAAAUAACGGAUGGUGUUAUAAAAAAGGUUCAGAUAAAUGGCUCAAAAAAGGGGAUUUUUUAAAUACAGUAACCCACACUAUUAAUCUAAAUAAGGAAUCAAACAGCUAUAAUUUAGAUGUUAACGUAAUAUGCUAUGAAUGUGAAACCAAAGAAGAUUUAUCAUCGGCCUCAAAAUCUCUAAAUAAUGGUAAUGAAAUGAUGUGGGUAAAUGGUACAUUAUUCUUUCCUGAUGUACCUAAAGUCAAUGCAUCGUCUUGCUUGAUAGUUUCAUUCAGAGAUGUUUCUAUUGCUGAUUAUAAGUCAAAAACUCUCGCCAUGCUUGUGUUAAGCAUAUCACAAUUUAAAGACAAAGAAUAUAACUAUGUUCUCCAGAUAAAAAAGCCAUCCGAUUUAUCUGGACGUUUUAGUGUACAUGCAGUACUAAAUGUAAACUGGUGCUCGUCAGAUUCAUCUCAAAAAUGGAUUGAAAAAGGAGACUACUUGACAGUUACUUCUUACCAAGUUGAUCUUAAAGAAAAUACAAACACUUAUAGCCAAGAUGUGCACCUAAUUUGUUACAGCUGUAUAUCAAGUUCUCAGAAAGAAGAUAGCAAAAAGUUUUGCCUGGAUAAAAAAAAUAACAUAACUCGCAAACACGAUGAAACAUGGCUAGCUGAUCCAUGUACUACAUGUGUGUGUGAUGAUGGAUUUACAGCCUGUGCAAUUAAAAGUUGUGUGUCUAACUGCCCUACACCAAUUCCAAAACCAGGAGAAUGUUGUUCUCAAUGCUCAAGUACAUGUUUAUAUGAAAAUAAAUUUUACAAUGAAGGAGAUGAAUGGUCCCCAGAUUCAUGUACUAAAUGCAAUUGCAUUAAUGGGGAGAAAUUAUGCUCAGUUGUUGAUUGUCUACCAGAUAGCAUGUUGCCGUGCAAAAAUCCUGUUUUGAUAGAAGGUAAUUGUUGCAGAUCAUGCCCUAUACUGAUGUCAUCACCAGUAAAACAAGAAUGUUUCUAUGAACAAACAAACAAAACUUAUCAAGAUGGUGAUGAGUGGACUUCGCCAGAUUUUUGCGCUUCAUGUGUUUGUGACAAAGGUAAUACCAUGUGUGCAACACCAAUGUGUGCUUUACCUCCGUGCUCAGAAGAUAAGAUAAUUAAUAUUCCAGGCAGAUGUUGCCCUAUUUGUCCUGAGACAAAUGUUUGUAAAGACCUUAACACCAAUCGAGCAUAUACUGAGGGAGAAAUAUGGCAAAAUUCAGAUUGUAAUGUUUGUAGAUGUACUUCAAAUGACACAGUUUGUGAAAAACCAUUAGCUGAUUAUGAAAGUUGUGAAAACAAGGUUAAGUUAACAAAAAAUUGUCCUGCAUUCUGCUUUAUUGAAACGGAUAGCAAGCCUAAAUGUGAAGAUAGUAGUAAUUAUUACUCAGUCGGACAAGAAAUAGAAAGAGAUUGCAAUAAAUGUAUAUGUGUUGAGCAAGGCAAAUGGGAAUGUACUAAACGUAGUUGUCCUAUAAUGAUAGAGGGCUUACCAUCUGGAGCAACAGAUGAAGCUGAAGUAGCAGAUGAUGGUCCAUGAACUUUCAUUACAGUUUUUUAAUUGUUAAGUAUAUAAAUUAUUAUCGUGUUUUUUCUCCAUUUUUAUUUGUAUUGCCUUAUAAUUUAUGUUUUAUUAAAUAUUGUUUAAUAUAUAUUUUGCACUUUUAUAUAUUGCUAAAGUGAUGUUUUUAAAAUUUUUUAGAUUUUUUUAAUAUAUAUUAUAAAUAAUUAUUUUAAUAUACAAUACAUAGUAAAGAUUUUAUGAAUAAAUGACAUACAU
This is a messenger RNA of Hydra vulgaris (swiftwater hydra), 3713 nucleotides long. RefSeq names its product cysteine rich BMP regulator 2 (gene crim2). Gene Ontology annotation, cellular component: extracellular region; plasma membrane. Gene Ontology annotation, molecular function: serine-type endopeptidase inhibitor activity; protein binding. NCBI's taxonomy places the organism in Eukaryota, Metazoa, Cnidaria, Hydrozoa, Anthoathecata, Hydridae. The record is from RefSeq and is marked provisional.